Rhizoctonia solani is the source of this 1077-nucleotide messenger RNA. Its product is annotated as kinase domain protein. The transcript has 6 exons. Lineage: Eukaryota; Fungi; Basidiomycota; Agaricomycetes; Cantharellales; Ceratobasidiaceae. Gene Ontology annotation, molecular function: protein kinase activity; ATP binding. Gene Ontology annotation, biological process: protein phosphorylation. The record is from RefSeq and is a predicted model, not a curated record. The coding region runs from base 1 to 1077 and encodes 358 amino acids.
AUGAGCAAGGGAGAGAGCAAUGAGUACGAUAUACUUUCAAGUGCAGAGAGGCGAUCAGGAGCGGAGGAAAGAUGGGUCUCAUUCCAGCCAUAUUUGCUCUCUAAAGGUUACCGUCUACGACCGAGGUACAGCCCAGAGUGGGUGCCCUCUUGGAAAACAUCCGGGUUGAGACCGGACUAUUGUGAAGAUAGCAUAGAUUCUAUGCCAUUGCGCGUUCUUGACGCAAUCCGAAUAAAAGACCAGAAUCAAGUUAUGAUAAAGAUGUUGAUUCCAAAACAGGGAGAAGGAGAGGACGAGCUUGCGAUAUUGAAACAUUUCGCCAGCCCUUCCCUCAAAGACGACACAGCCAACCAUGUGGUCCCGUGCUUGGACUCGUUCCCGAUAUCUGCUACGGAGCCGGGCCACUUCGUGAUCAUGCCACUACUGAGACAGUAUGAUGACCUGCCCUUCAAACGUCUUUCCGAGGUUCAUGAUUUUCUUCAACAAAUAUUUGAGGGACUGCUUUUCAUGCACAGGAACAGUGUUGCUCAUUGUGAUAUCAGUUCGGCCAACAUCAUGAUGGACUCUCGAAUCCUGUACGACGAACCAUUUCAUCCCGUCGAGCAAACUCUAUCCCUAGAUAUCCAACGGAUGGUGUACCCAAAAUACUCCCGACUCGAAAAACGCGUACGAUAUUAUUUUAUUGAUAUGGGCUUUGCAAGUUGGUUCCGUGAUCCGAGUGCACCACGAUUGGUCACCAGGAAACCGGCACGGAUUAUGUCUCCGGAGCAGACAGAGCGGAGCCCGUACGACCCUUUCUUAGUAGACAUAUAUCAGCUCGGAACAGUCAUCAAACAAGAUCUGAUACCACAAAUCAGUGUACUCGACUUUUUGAUCCCGCUGGCCGAGGCAAUGACACGUUCGGACCCAUCCACUCGUCCAACCCUCACCAAGGCCCAAGAUUCCAUGAAUACAGCAUUCCUUGGACUGAGUGGAACAAGGAGCCUGAAGUCUGCUACGUUCUUUGCUACCGAUUGUGAUGCGCCCGCUAUAGAUGCCAUGUGCUCGACGUUCCUAGUCAAUUUAAAGCGAGGUUGA